AUGUAUAUUAACCUAGAAGCAUUGGAACAAGAACAUAAAAUUAACUUACGUGAUGAACACCAAGAAGCUUUGUCAGACUUACAACUGAAACGAAAAGAAGCAGCAACAGUUGGAGAAGAUCAAUCAUUAUCAAAACAAAAGUUGAUUUUAAAUGAUUCACCGGUUAUCAAUCCUCGGAGUCGACCGCAUGGUAAGACAUCGUUGGUUUCUUAUAAGCAAAAAGACAACAAAAUUGCUCAAGAGAAAAAUAAUAAAAGAACUUAUAAUCGAGUAUCACCUGAUCUUAAAACAUAUAAACAUAAACGUCAUAAAAAAGUUGAAUCUGCUCGCGAUGUAUACGAUAGCACAAUUUGGCUAACCGAUUUACAUAUACAUUUAUUUUUUGAAUUACUACAAAAUCAAUUUUCAAAUAUUAAUGGUUUAUGUGGCCCUGCACAAACACAUUUAUACGCAGGUUCAUUAGACAAUUCGAUCUUUAUUUUCAAUACAAACAACAAUCAUUGGUUAACAAUUGCAAGUUUAGACUCUGAUAAUAUUUGGAAAAUUUAUGACUCUUUAUCUUAUCCAGAAGAAUCUUUAGUUAAAUUUUUUCAAGACAUAUUACCUAAUGAAGAAAAAGUUGUUUUAUCAUUUGCAAGCGUACAGCAACAAGUUGGUGGGAAUGAUUGUGGAUUAUUUGCAUUAGCUUUUGUCACGUCUCUUUGUUAUGGAGAUAUUCCAUCAGUGUUAUUUUACGAUCAGAAAUCUUUACGUAGUCAUUAUGUUAAUUGCAUUGAAAAUAAUGAAAUACAACCAUUUCCUUCAAAAUCUAGGAGAGGAAGCACUAGAAACAAUUGUAAAUUAGUUGAUCUCUAUUUGAAUUAG
This is a messenger RNA of Rotaria sp. Silwood2, 864 nucleotides long. NCBI's taxonomy places the organism in Eukaryota, Metazoa, Rotifera, Eurotatoria, Philodinida, Philodinidae. The record is from the annotation of a GenBank genome assembly.